Molecule: messenger RNA, 786 nt
Organism: Hirsutella rhossiliensis
Lineage: Eukaryota; Fungi; Ascomycota; Sordariomycetes; Hypocreales; Ophiocordycipitaceae
Exons: 5
Coding region: 1-786 (261 amino acids)
Molecular function (GO): oxidoreductase activity
Source: RefSeq, a predicted model, not a curated record
AUGGAGGCUGGUCAAGAGGAAGCAACCGAGUCGCCCCGGAAGGCCAAUACACGCGGCCUGGCCCUGCCCCUUUUCACUGAUCUCAGUACAAAGUGGGAACUCGACGACUUGGGCCCGCUCAUGUAUAACGCCAGCAUUUUUUACAUGAAGCCAAGCCCCCAUUAUGAUAAUGAGAAGCCUUACUUCUUCAACAUCCCUAUCGACGAUGCAUGGCUCCCUAAAGUCAAGCAGACCAACGUCAGUUAUACGCGGAAGACCGUCGCUAUAGCGGAUGUUCGUGGCCAUCAGGAACUAUUCUCGUUGGACAAGCAUGGAUUCCAGCUGGAAACCCUUCAUACGUCGCUCUCAUACCAUGCCUUUGCAUCGACUGAUGCCGUUGUCACCCGAUACUACGAAGAGGUAAAGGAAUUCCUGAAACAAUGCACCGGAGCGGUGGAUGUGCUCCCGUUCGACUUCCAGGUCCGUCGCAAAGACCCUACCCUCCCUGUCGGAUCCAGAGGUUCUCCCGGAAAUGCUCAACCAUUUGCCGCGAUUCAUGGUGACCAGACAAGCAGCGCUGCCUUCAGACGUUUGAAGCACUUUCAUCCCGAAUUUGCCAAUAAAUAUGCCGACGCUCGGUUCCAGAUAGUCAACGUUUGGAAGCCAUUGCGAGGCCCGGUCUGCGACUCUCCUCUGGCUGUCUGCGACUACCGAACCGUCAACGACGACGACCGAUUGCACCCCAUGUUUCAUUCCCCUACGGACGGCUGGAAGAUAACGCGCCCCGAAGAGAGAGCGUGGAAGUGA